Messenger RNA from Eleginops maclovinus (Patagonian blennie), 1274 nucleotides. RefSeq names its product sperm acrosome membrane-associated protein 4-like. Gene Ontology annotation, biological process: sperm-egg recognition. Gene Ontology annotation, cellular component: membrane. NCBI's taxonomy places the organism in Eukaryota, Metazoa, Chordata, Actinopteri, Perciformes, Eleginopidae. The transcript has 3 exons. The record is from RefSeq and is a predicted model, not a curated record. Bases 490 to 867 code for a protein of 125 amino acids.
AAGAACACAUGUCUUGUCAUCCUGUAAAGAAACAUGACAUGACUGGAGAUUUUGUAAAGUUUUCAACCUAAACAAUAGUGUUGUUUCCUCACAAAGGCCUAUUGAUUCUGUUAAAUCUGAAUGGGGCUAUUCUCUGCAGGAGUGAGCCCUGACAACACUGUGAAAGCAUGGCUGCCACCGGGAAGCUAACAACCUAAUUAAAUCAUAUGUAUUGGGGUGUGGAGUUCUUGUAGUUAACAAACUCAAUAUCAGGAGAAGCAGGAAAACAUUUACCCAGAUCGCUGCAUGUGGACGGGGGGAGGAAGCUGAGAAAGCACGGAUAAAGCUGAUUGGAAAUUGACUUUAAGACACAAAUUCGUAGACUGCCACUUGUGUUCAGGGUGCAGACUGCUGGUUUGUUGUAGAAAAUAAAAAGCAAGAGACAACAAUAACAGCAAAAGCAUCAAGCUGCCAGCGCCUUUUCUCUCUUUGAGACAGAAACAGUCAGUGAUGUCGAAGCUGGUUUGCUCUCUGCUUCUCCUUUGCUCUCUUCCAGCAGUGGUUCCCCUUUUCUGUUACACCUGUGUGUUCCCCGCCAUCUCACCUCUGGACUGCAUCAGAUUUCCUCUCAAGUGUCCGACCGGACAGGUCUGCCUGUCAAGCAGAGCCGUGGGUGAGAAAGGAGACUUCCGUGUGGUGUUGUAUGAGAAAAGCUGCGUCCUGCCCUCCCUGUGUGGAAACAAGGGAGAGAAACACACCAUGGGACUCAACUUCACCUUCACCAAUGAAUGCUGCAACACACACCUGUGCAACGGAGCUGAGGCACCUGCUACCCCUUACUGGACUGGCACAAUGCUCACACUUCUUAUUUCAUACACAGUUUGGUGAAUAGAAAAAAUAUGUUGAAGAAAACUAGCUGAACACACAUGAAGCGAAUGACUCCUGACACAUGUUAAGUUAUUAUUAUUGAUAUUUCAUAUUUUAAUCAAUACAUAAUAUCACACAAUAACAGUUCAGAGCAACUGUAUUGUCAAACCAAAUGAUGAAUGCAAUAACUGCAUGAGGUACUUUUAAUCAAAUUCUUAUUCUAUAUUAUGGUCAUUGUAUUUAACAUCAAAACAACUUAAUAGCCUCUUUAUUUUAAAGAAAUGUCUGAUAUAUAUUGUGUAUUGCUAACUCAAGACAUACCUUUUAAGUUAGAGAGUUGUUUCUGGACACAAGAGCAGGGGUGAUUUUAACAUAUUUAACUUGCGUUCCCAUGUUUUCAUAUUUGUAUAUGAAUUGUGAUAGAUAAA